Thunnus maccoyii (southern bluefin tuna) is the source of this 2160-nucleotide messenger RNA. Its product is annotated as vasoactive intestinal peptide. Gene Ontology annotation, biological process: positive regulation of penile erection; adenylate cyclase-activating G protein-coupled receptor signaling pathway; epinephrine secretion. The transcript has 5 exons. Gene Ontology annotation, molecular function: neuropeptide hormone activity; peptide hormone receptor binding. NCBI's taxonomy places the organism in Eukaryota, Metazoa, Chordata, Actinopteri, Scombriformes, Scombridae. The record is from RefSeq and is a predicted model, not a curated record. Gene Ontology annotation, cellular component: neuron projection; perikaryon; extracellular region. Bases 98 to 544 code for a protein of 148 amino acids.
CCGUCUGUAGAUUCGUGGGAAAUUACCAGGUAUGCUCACUGUGUUGAGGUUAAAUGGAGAAUAACCAGUUGGCGUUUCCAUCCUCAGGUGUAAAGCGAUGUUACAACGGACCGGCCCCCAUCUGCUUCUCCUAAUAGCCCUGUGCAGUGUGUUGUACUCCCGGACUCUGAGUCUGCCAUACACAUCCAUGAGACCGACGAGACACGCAGACGGUCUGUUCACCAGCGGAUACAGCAAACUCCUGGGACAGCUAUCAGCGCGGAGGUACCUGGAGUCUCUGAUCGGAAAGCGGGUCAGUGAUGAGCUGAUGGAGGAGCCAGUGAAGCGCCACUCAGACGCCAUCUUUACAGACAACUACAGCCGCUUCCGCAAACAGAUGGCCGUCAAGAAGUACCUGAACUCAGUCUUAACAGGGAAGAGAAGCCUAGAAGACCCUGGAACCAGCGACCCCGAGGAGUCCAGGGACGAUCCCAACACCUUCCAGGAGAGCUACGAUGACAUCAACGUAGAUCACCUCCUAAACAACUUUCAACUGCCACUUUGAGGAGGGGCCAGUGCUCGAGUGAAUACCUCAAGUCAUCCUCAUGAAACCGCCCAUUCCAAAAAACAACACCGUAUUAAUCCAAAGGACAUUCGAAAGGCAGAUCAACCAACAAUGAUGUGUUCUCCAAUGUGGUUAUCUAUCUAUUCAUCCACACAUUACAUGUUUACACUUCUUAUCUUCUCUUAAUCUUUAGUGAGCAGUGUAUAUAUAUGUACACGCAAUGUUAAGUAUAUAAUAUUGCUCGCUAAAGAUUUUUUGGCCCAAAGACUCUGCGGGCCGCACUGAGCAACAUGUGUGUCCACGUGCAGUUUGGUCAAUCAGCUUCAUAAUCAGCUUCAUUCACUUUUUAAUGGAACCACUGUCCUAUUAAAUCUGAGUAAAAUGUGUCCCUUUAACUUUCAGUUAAACAUUUGACCCGUUGACUGUCAAUGGAACAGCAUUUAUUUUCAGUAGUGUAACAUUUCUUCCCAUUGCUUUUCAGUGGAUAGACUGUACCAUCUGGUUAACUUUAAAUUGGGAAAUAUGUUUGAUUUCAUUCACAUGAAAUUUCAUUCACCAAAUUUCCAUUAACUUACAAUGGCGCACUUGUCCAAUUAAUCUUCACUGAAACGUUAGCAUCAUUAGCUCUCAGUGGAAUUAUUGCUCUAUUAAAAUUUCAGUGCAACAAACUCUAUUAGUAAAUUAUUCUAUUAACUUUCAAUGGAAAUGUUUCCCCAGACUUUUAAUGGCAUAACUGUUCUCUUUAAUUUGAGUGAAGUCUGGCCCAUGAAAUUUCAAUUAAACAUCUGACUUGUUGAACAUCAGUGGAACAGCUGUUGCAUUUACUUUCAAUAGAGUAAAAGUCUAGCUAUCACCAUUAGUUUUCACUUUAUAAAAAUUUAAAUGGAUCAAACUGUAUUUGUUUCAUCAUCAAAAAGAUUAUUGGAAAUAUUUCGCCAAAUAACUUUUGUAAUCACUAUUACUAUCCCUAUUAAAUUUGAGGUAUUGCGAUUGCAUUUUUCUUUCAACAGACUAAAUAUCUCACUGAUUUUCCAUCAGUCUACAAUCCCUUUAGCUUUAAGUCAAAUAUUGUCCAAUUAACUUUGAAUGGAACAAUAAGUCCGAUUGAGUUCUGACUCAUUACCCUAACCAGUAGUUCAUUUCACCAUUGGCUUUCAGUGGAAUCACUACUUUAUAACAUUACAGUGGAACAAACUGUUCAACUUAACCAUUGCCUUGUACCUUUAAUAGAACAAUAGUUGCACAAACUUUCAAUGGAACAUUUUUCUCAUUUUGUUUCAUCAGAAUGAUCAUUUCAAUAGAUUUAUUGUCUCUUAAAAAUUGGACAAUAAACGGGGACAUGUUUCACUAGAACAUCUGUUGAGUUUGAUUCGAAUUAAACAGAUGUCCCAUUGAUUUUCAAUGGUGCAAUCAUAAUCUAAGCACUGACUGAAUUGUUUUAGAGAAUCCAAACAUGAUAAUUUGAUGAUAAAAAGAAACUGUGGGAGCAAGAGGAAGAAGAGUUAGAGGAACACAUUUUGAAUGGACACAGAUGCAUAUAAUCACUUUAUACUACUCAAUAUGUAGAGCAAAGAAGUUAUAACUGUGCAUAGAGCUGCCUUUAGCGCAUAUAGUGA